AUGGCGUCUUGGUGGCGACAACGGCGACGACUGCGAUUUUGUCUCUUGGGCUCUCGUUCACGACUAUCAGGUCUGGAAAAUCCAAAAGAAGUCGAGGCAGAGAAGAGGGAUAGUUCUCCAAGGGGAAAAGCAGGAGCAGGCAUCUCCAAGGAAGUCGGUGCAGAGUUGUGGAAGAUAGCUUCAAGGAUGAUUAAUCUAACUGAUGAGGUAACUGAGGCAAGGUUGAAACAUCUGCAGGUGCAGAAGCUGAAGGUGAACUUUUAUGGAUUUAAGACUAGUACUGCUUUUCGGAGCUCAAUAGUUCAAAGUUCUUGUUUCAGUCCUGAGGGAAAUUACCUUGUCGCUACUUCUUGGGACAACUGGAUCAUAAUCUACUCUGUUCGCAUUUCCUUCUUCCUCUUUUCUCUCCUUUAUCUUCAUUGUGCUCCAAAAGCAAGAUGGCAUAUUGACCCAGCAGUGACGUUUGGGCUUUUCUUAGCCCGUAAAGUAUCACUAAUCUGUGCUGUGAUGUGCAUGGUUGCACAAUGCUUGGGUGUAAUGUGUGGUGUAGGGCUAGUAAAGGCCUUUCAAAAGUCUUACUUUGUGCAGUAUAGUGGUGGGGCGAACGAGAUCGUCGAUGGCAACAGCAAAGGUGUGGGUUUGGCAGCUGAAAUUAUUGAGUGGGCGCAGGAGGAGGAGGAAAAACUGGUGGACAAAAAGGAGUUGCAGCGACGAAGCAGGGCUUUGGCACUUUCAACGUCAAGAGCUUCAGCACUAAAGGCCGUCAUGGCAGCAUGGAAAGCAGCAUGUGGAUCUUCAGGUUCUGUGAAGCUUUUCAUACCAAAAGGGACUUUCUUACUCGGUCCCGUUAAAUUUGUUGAUCCCUGCAAGACCAUUGAUUCCAUUACCGUUCAGAUGCAGGGUUUUUUAAAGACAACCACAGACCUGAACAGUAAAGAGUCGAACCGUCUCUCCGUGUCUGAUCCUAGUUCGCCAGAAAUAUUCGUCUCUAACGAUGCUCGCUUCGUCGACUCCGACCCCGGUCACUCGUUCCAAGCGAUUCGAGAGCAGAUUUUCGGGUCGGAGAACUUCUCUGCCAACCCGGCUCCCAUGAAUGGCUUUGCUCAACAAGCAGCGAGCAUGGGCGAAGACAUGCCGAGAACGGUUAUGAGUGGUUUCAAGCCAGAGGUUGUGCCGGUUACCACUGCUUUGGCGAACGAGUUUGCCGUGUUCGAUCGGUGGUUCGCUUCUGUGCCUACUUCGACUCAGCCGAAUCGGUUUUACGUCCACUCGGCCACUUCUCAUGGAUGCCAGAGCAAUGUAAGGAAGGACCUCAUCCAUGGUUUCCCUCAAAAGACCAUUUUCGACUCCUUGGAAGAGAAUGGGCUUUGUUUUGGGAUUUAUUACCAGAAUAUCCCUGCAACUCUGUUCUUGAAGAGCUUGAGGAAGCUUAAGCACAUAAUUAAGUUCCACGAUUACAGUUUGAAGUUUAAAUUACAUGCCAUGUUGGGUGAGCUUCCCAAUUAUGUGGUGUUGGAACAGAGGUACUUUGAUGUGAAUUUGUUCCCUGCGAACGAUGACCAUCCAUCCCAUGAUGUUGCGCUGGGGCAGAAGUUCGUGAAAGAGGUUUAUGAGACGCUGAGGAAAAGCCCCCAAUGGAACGAAACGGCGCUGUUGAUCACGUAUGACGAGCAUGGUGGGUUCUAUGAUCAUGUGCCUACGCCGGUUACUAGUGUCCCCAAUCCUGAUGGGAUCCUUGGGCCUGACCCAUUUUACUUCAGGUUCGAUAGGUUGGGUGUUCGUGUACCGACGAUACUAAUCUCACCUUGGAUAGAUAAGGGGAUAGUUAUCCAUGAGCCUAGUGGGCCAACCCAAUAUUCGCAAUUUGAACAUUCUUCUAUUCCUGCAACUGUAAAGAAGCUCUUCAAUCUGAAAUCAAAUUUCCUGACAAAGAGAGAUGCAUGGGCUGGGACCUUUGAGAACUACUUCUACCUCCGUGACAGUCCGCGAGGUGAUUGUCCAGAAAAGUUGCCGGAGGUUAAGAUUUCGUUGAGGCCAGGGGGACCGAAGGAAGACAAGAGCCUUUCAGAGUUCCAGUUGGAGUUGAUUCAGCUUGCAGCACAGCUCAAUGGCGACCAUGUUCUGAAUACUUAUCCAGACAUUGGCAAUAGCAUGACAGUGGCUGAUGCCAACCGGUAUGCUGAGGACGCAGUGGCCAGGUUUUUGGAAGCUGGAAGAGCUGCCUUAAGGGCUGGAGCUAAUGAGUCUGCCAUUGUUACCAUGAGACCUUCCCUCACAAGUCGAGCUACUGGAGGAGUCUAUGGGUCACAGAUUCGAAGUCAUUGAUGAUCCCACGAUUAUUCUCAUUAAUCUGAUGUCAAUAUGAUAUAUAAAUCAACAUAUA
Messenger RNA from Telopea speciosissima, 2383 nucleotides. Its product is annotated as non-specific phospholipase C1-like. Gene Ontology annotation, cellular component: membrane. NCBI's taxonomy places the organism in Eukaryota, Viridiplantae, Streptophyta, Magnoliopsida, Proteales, Proteaceae. The coding region runs from base 1 to 2325 and encodes 774 amino acids. Gene Ontology annotation, molecular function: hydrolase activity, acting on ester bonds; channel activity. The transcript is spliced from 12 exons. The record is from RefSeq and is a predicted model, not a curated record. Gene Ontology annotation, biological process: transmembrane transport; phospholipid catabolic process.